Molecule: messenger RNA, 5950 nt
Organism: Ahaetulla prasina
Lineage: Eukaryota; Metazoa; Chordata; Lepidosauria; Squamata; Colubridae
Gene: SLC25A34
Product: solute carrier family 25 member 34
Exons: 5
Coding region: 2139-3071 (310 amino acids)
Source: RefSeq, a predicted model, not a curated record
CUUCCUUCCUUCCUUCCUUCCUUCCUUCCCAGUGGUUAGAAUGCAGUAUUGCAUUCCUUCCCUUCCCUUUCCUUCCCUUUCCUUCCCUUUCCUUUCCUUUCCUUUCUUCCUUCCUCCCAGUGGUUAGAAUACAGUAUUGCAGGCUAACUCUGCCCAUUGCCAACAGUUCGAUCCCGACUGGCUUAAGGUUGAUUCAGCCUUCCAUCCUUCCGAGGUGGGUCAAAUGAGGACCCAGAUUGUUGAGAGCAAUACGCUGACUCUGUAAACCGCUUAGAGAGGGCUGAGAAGCGGUACAUAAGUCUUCGUGCUAAUGCUAUCUUCAGUUAAUGAGGCUGACGAGGCAGCGGCCAAACCUCUUGCGCAGCGCCAGCUGCAGAAAAGCCGAUUUCCAUAAGGUCCCUCUUAAGUUUGUCUUCGUGGGGUGAGGCCUACAAACGCAAUGGGGGAGGGGUCGUCUCCGUGCUCUCAUGGGCUUGGAAAGGGGGCUGCCUCUCCAGCUUGGGGAAGGUUGGGGAGGGCUGAGCCCUGUCAUGCAGCCUCCCUCCCCCACCCACCUUCAUGAUGCCCCCACAGGACGCCUUCCGUAGCCUUGCCCUCCUCUUGUGACAUCCUCCCCUGCUGGAGCCACGGACCCAGAACUCUGCCUGUGCUUUUGAACCCUGGAGCUGCUGCUCAGUGAGGGUUGGGGUGGCCCUGUGGCUAGGACACCGAGCUGGUCGAUCAGAAAGGUCGGCAGUUUGACGGUUUGAAUCCCUCCUGCAUGAGCAGGGGGUUGUAUUAGAUGACCUCCAAGGUCCCUUUCAACUCUGCUGCUGUUACCGUUGCUGCUCAGAUCCGUGUGCCAGCAGCGGAGGCUGUGCUUGUCCAAGCCAGAAACUUGGGGAAAGCCGCUUGGGUCCUCAGCAACCUUCCCCCGGCCCACCAGGAUUAGCUUUAUUUAUUUAUUUAUUUAUUAUUUUAAUUUAUAUACUGCCCUUCUCCCGAAGGACUCAGGGCGAUUUACAGCCAAGUAAAACAAGAAUCACAAAAAUUAAAAACAUUUUUUAAAAAACUAAUUCAAUUUGGCUAAGAAACUAAAAACUCUAGUAAAAAAAAAAACCCAUUAAAACUAUAUUAAGCCAGCCCUGCGCGAUGAAACAAAAAUGUCUUUAGCUCGCGUCGGAAGGUCCGGAAGUCAGGGAGUUGACAUAUCCCUGGAGGCAGCUCGUUCCAGAGGGUUGGAGCCCCCACAGAGAAGGCCCUCCCCCUGGGGGUCUCCAGACGACAUUGUCUGGCCGACGGCACCCUGAGGAGACCCUCCCUAUGGGAGCGCACGGGUCGAUGGGAGGCUGUUGGUGGCAGCAGGCGGUCCCGUAAAUAACCCGGUCCUAUGUCAUGGAGCGCUUUAAAGGUGGUAACCAGCACCUUGAAUUGCACCCGGAAGACCACCGGAAGCCAGUGCAGCUUGCGCAGGAGAGGUGUUACAUGGGAGCCUCGAGUUGCUCCCUCUAUUAGCCGCUUGUUUUCCCCUCCUGUCCCGUCCCCCCGUCCCCCGGAUCAUUUUUGUGCAGCAGAUCCUCUUGCCCGAGAGGAAUGCGUGUUUGAGAGCCCUGCCCAACAGAAUGGCUGCCCUUUGGGACAGCAGAACCAUCCUGUCACUCCUGUCACUCAUCAGGGCUGGGAGGAGAGGUUGGGGGGGGGGGCGGAGGUGAGGCUGCUUCCAGAAACAGCCUGUUCCCUGGGCCAGGAUAUGGGGUGGAGCUGGCAGGUUUGGGAGCCAGCUCUGGAGGGAGGAGGCCGUGGGGAGGGGCUGGCCCUUGCCACCGUGGGUGGACCCAGCCGCCGGUGACCUUUCUCCUACAUGCAGCCACCUGCUUCCCUCCCCUGCCAAGCCCACUGGUGAAGCAGCAAAUAAAAGUCCCUCUUUGAUCUAGUUUCACCCAGAGGGAGGCGCAGCUCGGGCUGGUGCAGAGAGCCAGGGCUGCCAAUACUGAGCAGGGCUCAGCGCAGCUCGGGCUGGCCGUUGAGGGCAUUGAUGCCAGCUGCCUGGGUAGAAAGGGGCCCUCUCGCCUCCUGUCGGGGCUGCCACUUCAAGGCUCCUGCUUGGGUGGGGAGGCUUCGUGUCCCGUCUCUCCGCCUGGGCCAGUGGCAGCCGUCCCAUGGAGCCUUCCCCCCGCCGCCCAGCAGCGGCCUCCGUCUCCCCCCCGGUGGAUUUUGUCCUGGGUGCCGCGGCGUGCUGCAUGGCCUGCGUGUUCACCAACCCGCUGGAGGUGGUGAAGACACGCCUGCAGCUGCAGGGGGAGCUCCGUUCCAGGGGUUCGUACCCUCGCCACUACCGAGGGGUGCUGCAGGCCAUGGUGGCCGUCAGCCAGGCCGAUGGACUCCGGGGUCUGCAGAAAGGACUGGCGGCCGGACUGCUGUACCAGGGGCUGAUGAACGGCGUGCGAUUUGGCCUCUACUCCCACGCCGAAGAUAUCGGCCUGACCCAGCAUCCAGGAGGGACCUUGGCAGCCGGAGCUGUGGCCGGGGCACUGGGGGCCUUUGUUGGCAGUCCGGCCUACUUGGUCAAGACGCAUUUGCAAGCACAGACGGCGGCCGCCGUGGCUGUGGGACACCAGCACAACCACAAGAGCAUCUCCGGGGCCUUUGAGGCCAUCUAUAAGCGGCAGGGCCUGCUGGGGCUGUGGCGCGGUGUGAGCGGAGCAGUGCCUCGCGUCACGGUGGGCUCCUCGGUGCAGCUGGCCACUUUUGCCUCCGCCAGGGAGUGGGUGGCAAGGCAGCAGUGCUUCAAGGAGGGCAGCUGGAUGGUGGCCCUUGCUGGGGGCAUGAUCAGCAGCGUGGCCGUGGCCGUAGCCAUGACUCCCUUUGAUGUGGUGAGCACGCGGCUCUACAACCAACCGGUGGAUGAAGCAGGCAUGGGCAAGCAUUACCGGGGCUUCUUCGAUUGCGUCGUGCGGGUCUCGGGGAAGGAAGGCGUCCUGGCCCUGUAUAAGGGCUUCGGCCCUGCUUACCUCCGCCUGGGACCACACACUGUUCUCAGCCUUUUCUUCUGGGAUGAACUAAGAAGGGUCACCUGGCAGCAGACCACCUGAUGACCCCAGGCUGCUCAGGAGCCUCCAGCCCCAGAGAGAGCAGGAUUGUUGGGGUGGGGGGACGGGAGAGAAACAGCUCUUUCCCCAGCUGGCGCGCCAGUAGGUUCACCUGCUGCAGAUGUGUCCGGAUACGCAGGCGGCUGGAGAAUGACGGAUGACGCAGAGCCAGUUAUAACCUUCAAGCAAAGCUUCAACCACCACCCUUUUUUUGGGGAGCGGGGGAUGGGGUCAGUCCCAAAUUCACCACCUGAGAAAGGACUGUUCCAAGCAGACUGGAUUUUACUCCUCCCCCUGCCUCCUGGAAGUCGUUUACACACACACACACACACACACUUCACUUGACUUACACUCCAGGCACAGAGGUGGGAUUCGCUUACCUUCCCUAAAAGGUAAAGGUUCCCCUCGCAUAUAUGUGCUAGUCGUUCCCGACUCUAGGGGGCGGUGCUCAUCUCCGUUUCAAAGCCGAAGAGCCAGCGCUGUCCGAAGACGUCUCUGUGGUCAUGUGGCCGGCAUGACUCAACGCCAAAGGCCCACGUAACGCUGUUCCCUUCCCACCAAAGGUGGUCCCUAUUUUUCUACUUGCAUUUUUUAUGUGCUUUCGAACUACUAGGUUGGCAGAAGCUGGGACAAGUAACUGGAGCUCAUCCCGUUACACAGCAGCACUAGGGAUUCGAACCACUGAGCUGCCGACCUUUCGAUCGACAAGCUCAACGUCCUAGCCCCUGAGCCACUGCGUUCGCAAAUGCGAGUGCACGCGUCACCUCUGCGCAUGCGCACAGCCUUCUGCGCGUGUGCAGUAGUACUGCAUUACAUCCGGGCGGGUGGACGGAGCCUCCCGCAACUGCCAUGACCGGUUCACGCGAAGCUUCUCCCACAGAAGAGGGAGAUCAGGUAAAAAGCAGGAAAGGAAGAGGAGGAAAAAGAGAGAGAGAUGAGAAGGGGCCAUUCCUGCUUUGGAAAUGCUGAACUCUCUGCUGGAGUGGCGGCAGGGGGCACUCCUAGGACCGAGAGCUUGGCAGUGGCCCCAUUGCCUCUUCUGAUCUUGGGGAGCCAUGAGAAGGGACAAGGCGAGGAAGCACAAAAGGGACCGGUUGCAACUAUCGCUGGGAUUGUGUAGUGUCCAGGUGCCAGUACCAACACAGCUAUCAACAAAGCAAAGGCAGGGAGGCCACAGUGGCCAAAGGCUUGGCUGUAGACGGCGCCUCCCGCAGGAAAGAAAAGGGCGCUGGACUUCUACCCACUCCCCCACCCCCGGAUUUAUGGGUCGCUCGUUGGAAGCAUCUUUUUUUUUUUUUCCCUUGCCUUGUUGGUCGGGCAAAGUUUAGUUGGCAACAUUAGCCAGGCUUUGGGUUUUAAGCCACCGGGAAACGGCGGAGGCGUCGGGUCCAAGGGCCCAAGUUCAGAGAUGCAAGAAGGUGGGGCUGAGAAUUAAUUGCUGUCCCGAACCAGAUGGCCCUGGACCUCCUCGGUGACCUCCCCCCACCCUCACCCUACCUGGCCUGGCCUGGCACUGCAGGACUGGGGCAGAGAAUCGGCUACGGGACGCAUCCCCUGUUUCUGUUGUAAAAAUAAUAAUAAUAAUAAAGGCUUUGUUUUCACAAACGAGAGAGCAGCCUUUGUGUGACCCACCCUCUGGGUCCUCACCAGGGGUGAAACCUACUUACCUUCCUUACCGGUUUGGAAGUGCUCGUGCGCACGCGUCACAUGCGUGUGCAGACGGUAAAAAACACAUUAUUUCCUAGUUAAAAGCAGGAAGUAAUGACACCUGGCCAGUGAGUGGCGCUUCACUCCGUCAUCGCUACCGGAUCGCUAAACUACCGGCCAUGAUCGCUACCGGAUCGCGCAAUCCGGUCCGAUCCAGGAGCAUUUCAUCCCUGGUCUUCACUCACACUCCAAAAGGGAGUCAGCACAAGUGGCCGAGGGACCAGGGUGGGGGGGUUGGGAGAUGGGUUCAAAGCUUCCUGCAUCGUACACCGAUUGCUCAUGCUGAACCAGCAGCGGUGUAGAGUCGACCUCCGUCCAGGGCUGAUCCUGGCCAGAGGGAUGGCUCCUCUGGCUGAGAACAGAGGGGAGGGGAGGGCACUGCACUGACGAAGGAUGGAUUUGGGAGCUUGCCCAGGGAAAGGAAGAGCCUGCAACCUGCCAGUGGCUCCUAUGUUGCAGCAGAGGGAGGCCCGGCCCCACAUGUCUUCCCCCUGGCAGGAGGGCUUGGCCUGGCCCUGAGGCCAGUGGCGGGGCAGCUCUCCGGUCCUCCAGGUGAAGAGGGAAGCCAAACGGAGCAGCGCUUCCUGUCCGAGGCGUCUCUUUAAGGGGCGUUUCACAUAUUAUACUGGGACGGAAGGUGGCUAUGGACCUUUGGACCGAGGCUGCAAGUGUCCCAGCCUUUAGCGCUUUGUGGUCUUCAGAGGUAUCGGACAUGCGCGCGCGCACGCGCACACACAUUUGAUUGCCUGCUUAAUAAGUCUGAUUCAGUGGAUCCUCUAAGCUGCAAAAAGCGGGGCUGGUUUUUUUAGCCCUCUAAAGCAGGGGUCACCAACCUUGGUCCCUUUAAGACUUGAGGACUUCAACUCCCAGAGUCCCUCAGCCAGCAAAGCUGGCUGAGGAACUCUGGGAGUUGAAGUCCACAAGUCUUAAAGGGACCAAGGUUGGAGACCCCUGCUCUAAAGUUGGGAACACCUUCCUUCCCCCACCCCCACCCCUUCUCCCAUUCCCUUGCCUGUUGCGGGAGGCCCUGCUUGGUUUCCCCCACAGCUCCUGCCUCGGGCUGGAAGAAUUUGAGCAAAACUCCCCGAGGUCUGUGGCUCCCAUCAUCCCCAGCCCGUAGAGCAGAGCCUUGGAAUGAAGGCUGCUGCAGCUGGGAGGGCCUUUCCCAAGGCAGA